Dinoponera quadriceps is the source of this 3452-nucleotide messenger RNA. It is a transcript of the gene Nmdar1, whose product is annotated as glutamate [NMDA] receptor subunit 1. The record is from RefSeq and is a predicted model, not a curated record. Gene Ontology annotation, biological process: monoatomic ion transport; chemical synaptic transmission; ionotropic glutamate receptor signaling pathway. The coding region runs from base 191 to 3142 and encodes 983 amino acids. Gene Ontology annotation, molecular function: NMDA glutamate receptor activity. Gene Ontology annotation, cellular component: plasma membrane; synapse; NMDA selective glutamate receptor complex. Lineage: Eukaryota; Metazoa; Arthropoda; Insecta; Hymenoptera; Formicidae. The transcript has 16 exons.
GCGCGCUCAUUAGCACUUGGGCUGUUCCAAGAUGCGCUUUCCUCGAAUCAGUCUCGAUGCGUGAUAUACGGUCGAGCUUGUUCAUCCGUCUGAGAAUAUCUGGCUAGUGGAGAGAGGAGCAGGCGAGAGGACUCAGGCUGUUGAUGUAACACGAAGGUGUAUCGCAAUUGACAUAUACAGUGACCGCACAAUGGCACGAUUACACGUGAGAACCGUGUUCCUCUUCAUCGUCCUGCAUAAUGUUCCGCGUUCGGGACUCGUGGCGGGACUACCCAGCAACUACGACAACCCCAAGUUCUACAAAAUCGGGGGCGUUCUCUCUAACGACGAGAGCAAGUCGCAUUUCGAGAAAACGAUUGACCAUCUCAAUUUCGAUGCCCAAUAUGUCAAUAAGGGGGUGACGUACAAGCACACCGUGAUCGAAAUGGACUCCAAUCCGAUCAGGACCGCGUUGAGCGUCUGCAAGUCCCUCAUCGCCGAGCAGGUGUACGCGGUGGUGGUGUCGCACCCGCUCAUCGGCGAUCUCUCGCCGGCCGCAGUUUCCUACACCAGCGGUUUUUAUCACAUACCGGUGAUCGGCAUCUCAUCCAGAGAUUCCGCCUUCUCAGACAAGAACAUACACGUCUCCUUCUUACGCACUGUACCGCCGUAUUCGCAUCAAGCGGACGUCUGGGUGGAAUUGUUGAAACACUUCAAUUACAUGAAGAUCAUCUUCAUUCAUAGCUCCGAUACGGACGGUCGUGCGCUUCUUGGCCGUUUUCAGACAACGUCGCAGAACUUGGAGCAAGACGUAGAGAUCAAAGUUCACGUCGAGUCAGUUAUCGAGUUCGAGCCGGGAUUGGACAACUUUGUGGAACAAUUGACGGAGAUGAAGAGUGCGCAGGCGAGAGUUUGCCUUAUGUACGCUUCGAAAACGGACGCGAGGGUGAUCUUCAGGGAUGCAGCCGCUCUGAACAUGACCGGCGCCGGUUAUGUGUGGAUCGUUACCGAGCAAGCACUGGAGGCACCAAAUGCUCCAGAGGGCUUGUUGGGCUUGAAAUUAAUCAACGCUACCCAAGAAAAAUCGCAUAUCACCGACAGCUUAUUUGUACUCGUAUCCGCGUUACGUGCGAUGAAUAACUCGGAGAAAAUCACCGAGGCACCGAAGGACUGCGGCGAUUCCGGCUCUAUAUGGGAAACCGGAAAGAAACUGUUCACAUACAUCCUUCAGCAAGUGCUCCCGAACGGCUCUACAGGCAGAGUAGCGUUUGACGAUAAUGGCGACCGCAUAUACGCCGAAUAUAACAUAGUCAACAUCCAAUACGUGGGUCCCCAUAACAAGACGCAAGUGUCUGUCGGCCAGUACUUCUACCCUGCCAAUGGCACGAAGAUGAAGCUGCGAGUGAACGAGUCCAGCAUCAUAUGGCCAGGCCGGCUGAAGACGAAGCCUGAGGGCUUCAUGAUACCGACGCACUUGAAAGUCCUGACGAUCGAGGAGAAACCGUUCGUUUAUGUUCGCGAGCUAACCGAAGGCGAGAUCAAGUGCUUGCCCGAGGAGAUCCCGUGUCCUCACUUUAACACGACAGAUCGCGAAAACACACGAAUAUUCUGCUGCAAAGGAUAUUGCAUGGACCUGCUGAAGGAACUGUCGAGGACCAUCAAUUUCACAUACAGCUUAGCUCUGUCGCCAGACGGUCAGUUCGGCAGCUAUGUGAUAAAAAAUAGUUCGGUCGGAGGAAAGAAGGAAUGGACCGGUCUCAUCGGCGAGAUAGUGAAUGAGCAGGCCGACAUGAUCGUCGCACCGCUGACGAUCAAUCCUGAGCGCGCCGAAUUUAUCGAGUUUAGCAAACCGUUUAAAUACCAAGGUAUCACUAUUCUCGAGAAGAAGGUACGUUUCAAAUCUCGCUUACCCGAUGUUGAACGUGCAUUAAGCUCAUUUUCGCGUGCGCAGCCCUCGAGAUCGUCCACGUUGGUCUCCUUCUUACAACCGUUCAGCAAUACCCUCUGGAUCCUGGUGAUGGGAUCGGUGCACGUAGUAGCGCUCGCUUUGUAUCUGCUCGAUAGAUUUUCACCUUUCGGCAGAUUCAAGUUAGCUAAUACUGACGGCACUGAAGAGGAUGCACUCAACCUGUCCAGCGCUAUCUGGUUCGCCUGGGGCGUCCUCUUAAACAGCGGUAUAGGAGAAGGCACUCCGCGGAGUUUCUCCGCACGCGUACUGGGAAUGGUGUGGGCGGGAUUCGCUAUGAUCAUCGUAGCAUCUUACACUGCCAAUUUAGCCGCUUUCCUCGUAUUAGAGCGGCCCAAAACCAAACUGACCGGCAUCAAUGACGCUCGACUGAGGAACACGAUGGAGAACUUGACGUGCGCGACGGUGAAGGGUUCCGCCGUGGACAUGUACUUCAGACGCCAAGUAGAAUUGUCCAAUAUGUAUCGUACCAUGGAAGCGAAUAAUUACGAUACAGCCGAAGAUGCUAUACGUGACAUUAAAAUCGGGAAAUUGAUGGCGUUCAUCUGGGACAGCUCGCGAUUGGAAUUCGAAGCGGCUCAAGAUUGCGAGUUGGUGACGGCCGGCGAAUUGUUCGGCCGUUCGGGUUACGGAAUAGGUUUGCAGAAAGGCUCGCCCUGGGCGGACGCCGUGACACUGGCAAUUCUGGAUUUUCAUGAGAGUGGUUUCAUGGAGCGCCUCGACAACCAGUGGAUCUUGCAGGGUAACGUGCAACAAUGCGAACAGUUCGAGAAGAUGCCGAACACCCUCGGUCUGGAGAACAUGGCAGGGGUGUUCAUAGUAGUUGGUGUCGGCAUCGGCGGCGGGAUCGGUCUAAUCAUCAUCGAGAUGGCGUAUAAGAAGCAUCAGAUACGUAAGCAGAGGAAAAUGGAGCUGGCGAGACACGCAGCCGACAAGUGGCGAGGAAUGAUCGAGAAACGGAAAACUCUGCGAGCGUCGAUAGUAACGCAGCGUCGAAUACAAAGUAACGGCCUGAACGAUCCCGCGACGGUCAGUCUGGCGGUGGACACGGUCGCUAGGUCGAACGUGGGUUCACGAAGUCCAGGUCGCGCUUGGCCCGGCGAUAGUGACCUGAGACAACGGCCGAUCUCGCGCGGCGAGGAUAUCCGACUGUCGCCCGCUGCCUACACCGCAGAUGUAUCGCAUCUUAUAGUCUAAUUGUAACCCUCCGCGCUAAUUUGUAUUCGUAGUUUUUUACCAAAUGGCGUAGUGACCGGUUAAUUUGACUGCACAAACGCAAGAGAGAAGGAGAAAUCCUCUAGAUUUUCAUAUUAUUAUCUUAUACUCUAUUCUUUUUGCUUUUAUUUAAACUUGUGACGAGAGAUAUAUCUUAGGGGAAUACUUUUACACGGUAGAAUAUUCUUUUUAUGUCUAUUUAACACUUCAUCAAUUUCAUCGAUUGAGUAGAAAUAGCUCACGUGUUUUGCGAGCUAAAUGAAAUAUCAAAAAUAUAUUACAUUAAGACGAA